Triticum dicoccoides is the source of this 1584-nucleotide messenger RNA. RefSeq names its product ethylene-responsive transcription factor 1-like. Gene Ontology annotation, biological process: regulation of DNA-templated transcription; ethylene-activated signaling pathway. Lineage: Eukaryota; Viridiplantae; Streptophyta; Magnoliopsida; Poales; Poaceae. Gene Ontology annotation, molecular function: DNA binding; DNA-binding transcription factor activity. The record is from RefSeq and is a predicted model, not a curated record. Bases 108 to 1247 code for a protein of 379 amino acids. The transcript is spliced from 3 exons.
CUCCCUCCCCCGCUCCGCCCGCAGAGCUCCCGUCCUCCCUGCACUGUGCCGCCCGUGCUCCCGGCGCCGAUCCGGCCCUCCCCCCCUCCCUUGAUCCACACCUCGCCAUGUGCGGCGGAGCCAUCCUCGCGGGCUUCAUCCCGCCGUCGGCGGCCGCCAAGGCGGCGGCGGCCAAGAAGAAGCAGCAGCAGCGCAGCGUGACGGCCGACUCGCUCUGGCCGGGCCUGCGGAAGAAGGCGGCGGACGAGGAGGACUUCGAGGCCGACUUCCGCGAAUUCGAGCGGGACUCCAGCGACGACGACGCCGCGGUCGAGGAGGUCCCCCCGCCGCCGGCCGCGGCGGGGUUCGCCUUCGCCGCCGCCGCCGAGGUCGCGCCGCCGGCCCCUGCCCGCCUAGAUGCUGUUCAACAUGAUGGACCUGCUGUGAAACAAGUAAAGCGCGUUCGGAAGAAUCAGUACAGAGGGAUCCGCCAGCGUCCCUGGGGAAAAUGGGCAGCUGAAAUCCGCGACCCUAGCAAGGGUGUCCGGGUUUGGCUCGGGACAUACGACACUGCUGAGGAGGCAGCCAGGGCAUAUGAUGCUGAAGCCCGCAAGAUCCGUGGCAAGAAGGCCAAGGUCAAUUUUCCUGAGGAUGCUCCAACUGUUCAGAAGUCCACCCUGAAGCCAACUGCUGCUAAAUCAGCAAAGCUGGCUCCACCCCCGAAGGCCUGCGAGGAUGAGCCUUUCAAUCAUGUGAGCAGAGGAGACAAUGAUCUAUUUGCGAUGUUUGCCUUCAAUGACAAGAAGGUUCCUGCAAAGCCAGCUGAAAGUGUGGAUUCCCUUCUUUCGGUGAAACUGAAACCUCUUGUGCCUACUGAGACAUUCGGGAUGAACAUGCUCUCUGAUCAGAGCAGCAACUCGUUUGGCUCUACUGACUUUGGGUGGGACGACGAGGCCAUGACCCCAGACUACACAUCCGUCUUCGUUCCGAAUGCUGCCAUGCCGGCGUAUGUCGAGCCCGCUUACCUGCAAGGUGGAGCUCCAAAGAGACUGAGGAACAACUUUGGCGUGGCCGUGCUGCCUCAGGGAAAUGGUGCACAAGACAUCCCUGCUUUUGACCAUGAGAUGAAGUACUCGUUGCCUUAUGUCGAGAGCAGCUCGGACGGAUCAAUGGACAGCCUUCUGCUGAAUGGUGCGAUGCAGAACGGGGCAAGCAGCGGGGAUCUCUGGAGCCUCGACGAGCUCUUCAUGGCGGCCGGUGGUUACUGAGGGUUCUUUGUCAGUGUGGUCUGCGAAUAGCACAAAUGUCCCUUGCAUGUGGCCAAGAUGAAGAACUGGUGGUGCAUGUGGCCGAGAUGAAAGGACUGGUUGCAUCUGCUAUGUUUCGUAGCCGGAUCAGACCCUAGCUAUGGUAAAAGACUUCAUGCUGCCAGCAGCGGAACCGUAUGUCAUGUUUAUAAGUAUUUUCUUGUUGUACAUCGUCUCUAUGAUUGGGUGCAUGUGGGAGACUGGAGUUUAAUAAAUAAAAUACCUUGGUCAUAUGCCUGAUGUAAUGUGCGUGUUGAGUAACUCCUAUAUGAUGAUCGUGCUUAUAUUGUUAAGUAUA